This is a messenger RNA of Acaulospora colombiana, 632 nucleotides long. NCBI's taxonomy places the organism in Eukaryota, Fungi, Glomeromycota, Glomeromycetes, Diversisporales, Acaulosporaceae. The record is from the annotation of a GenBank genome assembly.
GUCCAUCAAAAGGAAUGGGUUCAAAAGCAACGAGUCGAGGAAAACCCUCUCUACAUCUUUUAUACCACUCCCCAAUUAUCCGCUUUCCUUCCCUAUUCUGCUACCGAACGAAUAGAAGACCGGUCAACAAACAUCUCGAAGACGGCUACCCUGCAAGCAGUGUGGAUAAUCACGUGACGCUAUCUCCUUCGAAUGUCCUACGCUUGACCAGCGUGGUUAAGCUCUUCAAAUCCGUGGAACGGUAUGGGGAUAGGAUCGGGGUUUGGGUAGACGAGUUGCUCUGGUUGGGCGUGGGGGUCGACAGAGGCGGUCCACGUUCGUCCCAACUCGAUGGACUCGACGGGGCUGGGGUGCUGAGAGGAGUGGUGGAGGUGGGGGGUCCGUGGGUCGGUGGGGAGGAGAGGAAUGGAGAGCUCGGUGGAGAGUCGUCCCGUGGGUCGGCUACAGAUGAGGAACGGGAUGUGAUUGGAGUCAAGUCAGUCCUAGCACGACAAACCGAGAGAUGCGUCUUACCUCCGGAUCUCCAGUAUAACCAAUAUCAUCAUUGUCACGUGACGCGUGCAUUCUUUUUGAUGGACCUCAUAGAGAAUAAUAAGCUUGUACCUAAUGAUAAUAAAACGACCAGUUCAGAG